This is a messenger RNA of Metopolophium dirhodum (rose-grain aphid), 1161 nucleotides long. RefSeq lists its product as uncharacterized. The record is from RefSeq and is a predicted model, not a curated record. The transcript has 4 exons. NCBI's taxonomy places the organism in Eukaryota, Metazoa, Arthropoda, Insecta, Hemiptera, Aphididae.
AUGGAUGACUUUCCUGCACUCGAAAAACCAUCUGGUUAUAGACUUUUGAUUGAAGAUUUCAACUUUUUGUAUUCUGAAAAAAAGGAAAGUCUUUUGGAAACAUUUCCAAUAUACAAACAAAAGAUUUUAGAGCUCGCAAAAAGUGUAUAAAAUAAAUGAAGAGAUAAUUCACUCAAAUGUAUUUUAAAAGAAUAUUUAGACCUAGCACCAGAAAGUGAAGAAGCUUCUUCUAUUGCUGCAUUUUUAGUCUUACCAUUUCUAUUCAGUGCAGUUCCAACAAAAAUAAAGAGAGGAAAGACUACAUGGAAAUCAUCUAAAACUGAAAUGAAGGAUGGGUUCAUCACUCAUAUCAAAUCUCAUUCCAAACUUCAAGCAACUAUAACUCGUAGAAAAGAUAAGUUUUUUCAACUUGGAUUAACAUUACAGCCAUUGGUUAUAAUAGUUGGGGAAAAUAUAAACGAAAUAACUCAGUAUUUUGUUUAUAUCAACGGCACGUACUAUGUAUUAAACUCUAUACUAUCUUCAGUGGACUGUUGUUUUAAAGCAAUACGCGCCUUAAAUCUGGAGUAUCCACUGGAAAGCAUGCCGGUUUGGUCAUUUGUUCAAAAAGCUUUUUAUCAAAUAAAUACUGCAUGGGAUACAGAGUUUGUGUCAGUCAAUUCUCUGUUAAGCGAUAUUGGAAUGUACGGACGUGCAACGACUAUACUUAUCAACGAAACACAUUUAUUACGUAAAUUUUCUGAUCAUAAUCACGCACCUGAAGCAGCUAGGGUUGAUGUAUGUACUACUCUUAGCCAUUUAAAAGAUCAAGCACGAAAUACCAAUGACCAACCCUGCCAAAUUAUUCAAAGUUACGUUACAAAUAUGCCAAGUACUGCUCAUCCAUACAUGCCGAAUAGAAAUGCUCUACGGCAACAAAUAAAGCGUGUUAGAAUGGAAAAUACGCCAUCGCAACCUCAAUCAUUAGAAGAUCUAACAAUUCCCGAUUCACUGAGAACUACAAUUGGCGGGGAGUUAUUUUUAAUUAAAGAUUCAACCAUUAAUGAUGAAAAACUUCUACUAUUUUGUACUAAAAAUAAUGUUCAACGGCUGUCGCAUGCUCGUUAUUUAAUUAUGGAUGGUUCGUUUUGGACAGUCCCGACAAUAUUUAGACAGCUAUAG